Thunnus maccoyii (southern bluefin tuna) is the source of this 1653-nucleotide messenger RNA. Its product is annotated as trichohyalin-like. Lineage: Eukaryota; Metazoa; Chordata; Actinopteri; Scombriformes; Scombridae. The record is from RefSeq and is a predicted model, not a curated record. The transcript is spliced from 2 exons. Bases 144 to 1493 code for a protein of 449 amino acids.
CCACACUGGACACAUGCAUUUCCAAAACCACACAGGAGAUUCUGUAAGUACAUUAUUAGACACAUUUUAUUCCUUUGUGACAGCAAAUUAUAGGAAAUAAUAGAAACAGGUAUUUUGACAUACAGGUGAUUGAGAAUAGAAAAAUGGCACCAAUUAUCCCUUUGAAAGUUUAUAACGACCUCCACAAAGGCUACAAUGCCCUCUACAGACAGAACAAGAUCCUCUGCCGGCAAAACCAGACUGUGCGCCGACACAAUGAAGCACUUCUCCAACACAACGCAGUGCUACGCAAAGACAUCCAGGCCCUUCAUGAAAGGCUGAGCGACCACUAUGCUGGGCUGUGCAGCCAUAAGGAUGCUCCGACAAACCUGGAUCAGGGACACCACAUUGAGGAGAGCACUCUCUGCCAUGAAAAGAUGAACAGGGAAGUAAGGACUUGGGAAGCAGAGAAAAAAACCCUGCUUCAGGAUGUGGAGGCAUUGAAGAAAAGAUUGGAAGGAUUUUGUAGAGUGGAGGAGGAGGUUAAUGAUCCACACAGCAUUACUGAGCUGAGACAUCAAGUGCUCAAGUCACAGGAAAAGACUGACAUUGUCCCCUGUACAACAAAGAAGAGCACUCAAGGUAAGUGUGGUAGUUUCAGGCAGAAUCUUGAGUUCUGGCAGGGGGUAGAAAAGGAGACUGUGCACUCAGACCAUAGGGGUGUCUGUCAUAUCAUUGACAAAUAUGAGUCUGAGAGGGAGGAGAAGGAGGCUCGAAUUCUCACAGCCUCUAAGAGGGAGAAAAAACUUUUGGAGGAGGUGAGAGAGAUGAACCAGGUGCUCAAUACAUCCAUUAAAGAGCAUGAAGAGGAGAAAGAGGCUAUGUGCCAAAAAAUGGAAGCUCUCUCAAGCCAAAUUCAGGAACUUAAAGAAAUGCUCCAGAUGCAGAAAAACAAAAAUGAAGAGAUGCUUUUCACAGUGGUUGAAAAGGAGAGAAAACUUCUCCAAGAGCUAGAGGAAACCAAAGAGAUGAACCAUGUCUGUCAAUUCUUAAUGAUGGAGAUUAAAGAGCAGGAGGAGGCUCUGCGUCAUAGUAAGGAUGCCCUCCAGCAAGAAACCAAGGAGCUUAAGAAAAUGCUCCAAAUAGAAAAGGAGAAGAAUGAAGAAAUGCUUCUCAAAAUGAUUGAAAAGGAGGAAGCACUUGUCCAAGAGACUGAAGAAGCCAAAGAGGUGACCCAUGUGUUUCAGUUUUUAUUACAGGAGGUGAAGGAGCAGGAGGAGGCCAAGCACAAAAAAAUGCAUGCCCUCCAAAAAGAAAAAGAGGAGCUUCAGAAAAUGCUUGAAAUAGAACAGGUGAAGAAUGAAGAGAUGCGUCUCAAAGGAUGUGAGAGGGAGAGUUCUGAGGAGGCGGUGGAGCUGAAAGACAUGAAAACACCAAUGAGGAGGGAGGAAGAGCUGUGUGUUCAAGACAGUGAGGAAAGUGAAACGGACACUGAGCUUUGCCACGAAGUCUGAGACCAGAGUGCAACGCACCAAGAUGACCACUGGGAGGGUGACUAUCUGGGAUGUCCUGUUUUGCCAAGGUGACUUAUUAUGUGACUGGAAUUCACUGUCUGAACACUGGUCCUAAAAUGACAGGCUUUUAUUGUACUAUUUUAAUUCAUCUGUAUCUACA